This is a messenger RNA of Thunnus maccoyii (southern bluefin tuna), 4075 nucleotides long. Its product is annotated as CCN family member 1-like. Gene Ontology annotation, molecular function: protein binding. Gene Ontology annotation, cellular component: extracellular region. Gene Ontology annotation, biological process: signal transduction. The record is from RefSeq and is a predicted model, not a curated record. The transcript is spliced from 5 exons. NCBI's taxonomy places the organism in Eukaryota, Metazoa, Chordata, Actinopteri, Scombriformes, Scombridae. The coding region runs from base 1969 to 3117 and encodes 382 amino acids.
AGCUCACCCCAGCAACCCCACCCCCACUCCAGUGUCCCGGUGGUUUUACAGCACAGCCAGCCGGGUGUCUGGGUGGCUGCCUGUGUUAGUCUGUGCCCUGCAUGUGGUUUGAUGUUUUACUCUCUGUGCACACAGUAACAUCACUGCUUCAGUCUGGAGCUACAACACCUGCUCUCAGGAAGUGAGCUGUGUGCAGUGGCACCAACGUCCAGCCUAAAGGCUGCAGGUUUCGGUCGCAGUAACCUACUCAUAGUUUGAUGAGGUUUUCAGGGUGGGCUGCGGGCGGCUGAAGCUAGUUAGACUUCUUUUCUUGUUCAAAGUUACUUUUUUUUUGGGAGCACUUUAAAGGACAUCUUGUCCAUGCCGGCUAAAAGCUUUGACCUUGUGGUGAGACUGUUUUGUCGACUGUUGCUUCCAAGGUCAAGAAUGAACUUUCAAUCUGAACAUUUAAGACAACAUGGACGAGAAGUCCUUAUAGUUCUUCUUAAAGGAAAAAUGGAAAUCUGAAUAUCUACAAUUCCAUGACAGCUGGGCAACUUGAGGAAGAUCUGGACCCUGUGGUGAGACUGUUCGUGUUGAAAACAUAAUUUUGAAUUAUUGUGUAUCUCUUUCAUCAUCUGGUGAUUUUCUUAGGGCCCUAUGAAGGUUCCAAACCCUCAGAUUGAAAACCACUGCUAUAAAGUGCUGCACUUCAGUGUGUUAUUUUUUAAGAUCCCAUAGAAAACCAGUAUUGCUUAAUUCUUCUGUCAUUGUGUAAUGCAUAAUUACUGCAUCAUAUCCAUCAUUUUAGAAUACAUAUAGGUUUUCUUGUUAAAUUAGUUUUGACACAUAACAUGUGUUGUGUCCACAGUCUCAGUGGUGUCUUUCAGCAGACUGUGUACACUAUAUUUUUUAAGGAACAUGGGGAGACCUUAAGCAGCCUUAUCAAAAGCGCCAAAAUACAUUUCCCAUGUUUCAUGACAGCGCGAGCCAACACUUAAUGCGAGGACUUUCCUGCUCUCCAGCAAAACACUUUUUACAUGCCCCUGGGAUGACAAUGGGAAAGCAGAGUUUUUCCUACCAAUCAUGGGAACCUGAGGAUAGGCCUGUAUUUCCUGGAAUGCGGCCCACUAGGAAAGAGAUGGAGGGAACACAGGAUGUCCUGAGCUACACUGUCUCACAGCACACUGCAGUGCAGAGGACAGAGAGCCCGCCUGCUUGGCCAGAGCUGGUGGAAGAGUUGUUCACAGGGAUUUUCUCCACAUCACCACUUCCCUUUACCAUUAUGGAGUGGGAUUCCCUACUCAGGUUUUCCAUUACACCUGUCCUACCGUCGUUUUGUUUUUGUUUUUUUUUUCUUUCUGGCAUCUGUCAAAUAUGACCUGAGCUGUCUAAUACCUCUGGGUAUGUGUGGGAGGGUGAGGGUUGCCCCUUUCCUCAGCCAGAUUUUACACAAUCUAAACAGUAGGACAUAUUUCAAUCAGGAUUUGGUUUCCUGAAUAUAUAGUUUACUAUCAGUUCUUAAAGACUUGGCCCUUGCAUCAAUUUUGACAUCAUGACGUUUCUCCCUAAAGUCACAUGUGUACAAUUACAGUGUGAUCUGAGCAUAUCUCUGUCAGUAUUUGACACCAACAAACCCGCCACCUCCUCCCUCUGGACACUUUCUGGCCGUCUUGAGAGGAGAGUCGAUGAUAUCACAGCGGGGGCGGGGGCAUGUUUGUCUAUAAGUACAGGCCCCGCAGAGGGAAACCUCUCUAUGAAGUAGAGCUGAGCUGAGCUGCCACCAAGAUACUGUAGGAGAGCAAAGGAGAGCAGACUGGUGUACCUCUCGGUGCAUGGACUCUGAACUGUGGAUACGUUUCAUCCUGGAGCUGACAAACAAGACCUCUCUCCUCUUGGGACUCUGGACGGCUGCUUACUCAGAUACUUUUUUAUUUCUUUUCAAGCUUUUGCCUUUUUUUCUCUUCUUGUUCAUUUACUGCAACCAGGAUGCUUUACCCUGUUAGUUUCUGCCAGAUCAUUUCCAGCCUGUUUGUGCUCUGCAGCGCUGCAGUGAUGGCAGAAGGUGAAUGCCCGGCUGAGUGCUCCUGCCCCCCCUCGCCCCCGCUGUGCCCGCCGGGUGACAGCUGGGUAACCGACCACUGUGGCUGCUGUAAAGUGUGUGCCAGGCAGUUCAACGAGGACUGCAGCGCAACCGAGCCCUGUGAUCACAUCAAGGGGCUACGCUGCCAUCUGGGGGCCGGAGGAGACCCUGAGAGAGGACUGUGCCGAGCGGAGGCCCAGGGUCUGCCCUGCGAGUUCAACGGCCGGGUGUAUCAGCACGGCGAGGACUUCAAGCCCAACUGCCAUCACCAAUGCACCUGUAUGGACAGAGUGGUGGGCUGCAUGCCCGUCUGUCCUCAUCAAGUUCCCCUGCCCGACAGGCUCUGCUCACGGCCCCGAUUGGCCCGGUCUGAGGGUGGCUGCUGCGAGGAAUGGGUGUGUGACGAUGACAACCACAUCAGUGAGGAGCCAGACGAGCCGACACACACCUCCCUGCCAGACAGCCAGCCCCUUCCCAACCACAUCAGUGCCCUGCUGCAGGCACAGCCGCAGCCUCGGCACCCAGCUGCCACCGGAGGAGCCACGUUCAGAGAGAUGGUGUCGUUCCCCGUGUCCGAGGUGUUACUGGGGUCCAGCUGUAUCUUACAAGUCACUGAGUGGACCGAGUGCUCCACCACAUGUGGGAUGGGCUUAUCAAGCCGGGUGACCAAUAACAACCCAGACUGUCGGCUGGUCAAAGAGACCAGGUUGUGCCAGAUCCGCCGGUGUGACCUGCAACUUCCUGUAGCUAUCAAGGGUAAAAAGUGUCAGCGAACUGUCCGCCAGAAGGAACCAGUCAGAAUCACCUUCGCCGGAUGCUCCACAGAAAAGCGAUACCACCCUCGCACCUGUGGGACCUGCAGCGAUGACCGCUGCUGCACGCCCUCCCUCUCCCACACUGUGCGGCUCCACUUUCACUGCCCAGACGGUGAGGACUUCUACCGAAAUGUCAUGUGGAUCCAGCGCUGCAGCUGCAAUACAAGGUGCCGUACAUACAGCGGGCCCUCCAGCCCCUCAGUCAGCCUCCACAACGAUGUCCACACCUUCAGGCACUGAGGCUGACUCAUCAUGCCCAGCUCCGGCCUGGCACACUGGGCAAAGACUCUGCACCUCCUCCCCCUCUAAACCCACCGCCUCCCUGUCUGUCAGCUGGGUGGGAACCUCUGAGCUCCUGCCAUCCUCCCCCUUUGACCAGGCAAUAUGCUCGCUUGCACUUUAAGCUUCCUGCCAUGAUGACAUCAUUUUGCCCACACUAGAGGUGUGUUACCUCGCUCGCACCAGAGCAGCACUGAGGACAACACACUGCUGCUGUGUUAGAUUGUUGGCAGAAAGCUUGUACUGAAACUUCUUUUAUUUAUUUGUAACUUUUUAUUCAUGUCCUCCGUUUCCACAGAGGGCAAUGUGAUGGUUUGUCACACAGAAGGUUGUUCAGACCAGUAACAGGGAAGAUUUAUGAGAAGUAAUGAGGAUUAUGGACAUGCAUCUUCUGUCUGAUGCGUUUUCAAUUAAUGAGAAAAAACUAGAUUACUCAAUACAUAUGCAUUAGUGACUAUAGCGACUGUGUGUGGCCUGUCCUUUGUGACACAAUGUUUCUGACACAUGUACUGAUUGUGGAGUUGAUCAACUGUGUGUGUGUAUGUGUGUGUGUGUGUAUGAGUGUGUGUGUGUGUGUGUGUGUGUUUAUUUUUUGUCUGAAGAAUGAGGAACUCUCACAGGAGAGAGUUUACAGAGAAUGUGCUAAUUAUGCUACUACAGUAUAUAGAUUACAGCAUAUAGUGUGUGUAGACUUCACUCUUAGUUGUGGAGUGGUAAUUUUUGGGGAUCACCUCAUUUUUCGGGGUGUGAUUUUUUUUUUUUGUAUAUGUGUGUCCUUCACAUUGUACAUACAUUGCUUUAUUUUGAGGAAUGAUGUGAUGCUACAUACUGUAUUUAAGACAUGUAAUGCUUGUUCAUUGGAUGUUUUCUUUUUGUCUGUAAGCUCCUGUACAUCAAAUAAAAACUUAUCAACCUGUAA